AUGUCGCUUCAUAUCAACCACGUGAGGUUUCUCCUUAUUGUGUUCAUUAUGGUUGUCGCUGUUGCCAUGGCCGGAGAAUGUUUUCCGGUUGAUUCUCCGGUGAAGCAAUAUUCAGCAGAAAGAGACUCAUCAACUUUUGAUGAAGUUUUCCACGGCGAUUAUGGUCAUUGGAAUCCGGCUCCAAACAUUCCAAAAGGAAAUCCAGCACCUGUUCCUCAUGAUUUCACACCACCACCACGUAGAUUGAAGGCGUAA
Messenger RNA from Arabis nemorensis, 255 nucleotides. The record is from the annotation of a GenBank genome assembly. NCBI's taxonomy places the organism in Eukaryota, Viridiplantae, Streptophyta, Magnoliopsida, Brassicales, Brassicaceae.